GAUGGCUAGAUAUUCAAAUACUAGUCAGGACUCUCAAAGUCCCUUACUAGUAGACUCGGUCCAAAAAUCACCUCGUCGCCGCACUCGCCUUAUCUGGUCUUUGAGUGCCUUGGCAGUGUUUGGCUUGACAUGUAUCUAUCUUACACACUCUUUACCUUCGGCCCCUAUCGAGGGUAUACAUAGCCAGGCCUUCUGGAGUGACAGUGCUGCAGCAAAAGUUGUUGCCCCUGGAAUAUCGCUGAAAUCGUUUAACCACGGGUUAUCUAAGUGUCAGUCUAUUUUGGAACGUCAACACAAGGAAACCAACACCUCUCGUGUGCGCCACAGAAACCCCAGAGCCGUUUCAAAGGAGAAGCUACUAUUGAUAAAAAACGGCCAGAUUUGGCUCAAUGACCGCUACCUUCACGGAGAUAUUCUUAUUGAAGACGGUCUUAUUACUGCUGUUGACAAAGAUAUCGAUGUACCCGAUGCACGCGUCAUCGAUGCCAAAGGGCGUAUUGUCACACCCGGUAUUGUGGACAUGCAUUCUCAUAUGGCUGGCAGUAGUUUCCCUGGUUUAAGAGCGUCAGAUGAUAUUAAUGAAAUGACACAUCCCACUACUCCUUAUGUACGCGUUAUCGACGCUAUCAGUCCAAGUGAUCCCGGAUUGAAAAUCGUGGCUAGCGGUGGUGUUACAACAUCGCUUAUUCUUCCUGGCUCUGGCAACCUGAUGGGUGGAGAGGCCGCCGUGAUCAAGCUACGACCCGUUCCGACAUUGUCCAACCAAGACAUGUUGAUCGGCGCAGGUGUUGAGGAUGAAGAUGAAGAAAUAGUGUGGCGUUAUAUGAAGAUGGCUUGUGGAGAAAACCCCAAAACAUAUUACGGAGGAUAUCUCAACAGAGCACCCAUGACACGUAUGGGAGAAAAUUACCUGUUCCGGAAAAGAUUCGAAGAAGCGCAGGCACUCAUGAGAGCACAAGACGACUGGUGUGAUGCUGCGACAAGAGUAAACGCAACUUUUCCCACCGAUAAACCUAUUGACGAAACUACAAUCACUCGCCUCACGGAGAGAUUCCCAGAGUUAAUUGAUCUUGAGAGUCUAGUAGCCCUACUCAGACACGAAGUUCUGUUGAAUAUCCACUGUUAUCUCCCUCAAGAUAUCGAAGCUAUGAUUAGUCACUCGCUUGAGUUUGAUUUUGAAAUCGCUGGUCUCCAUCAUGCAUUGGCAGCAUGGAAAGUACCAGAAGUUAUCAAGCGCGCAAAGACCAACAUAACUAUUGCUACAUUUGCUGACAUGUGGGGAUACAAGGCCGAGGCAUGGGAGCAGAAUGUUCAUGCACCUUCUAUCCUCGCUGAUGCUGGUAUCCCUGUUGCAUUCAAGAGUGAUCACCCUGUAAUGAAUGCCCGUGAUUUAAUGCAUGAAGCUCAAAAAGCCUUCCAUUAUGGUUUUGACGAGCAUCUGGCUUUGGCUGCCGUUACAAGCGUUCCUGCUAAGGCUCUCAAGCUUGACCAUCGUAUCGGACGUAUUGCUCCUGGAAUGGAUGCUGAUAUUGUCAUAUGGGAACGACAUCCUCUUCGUUUGGGUGCGCGACCUCAAAAGGUUAUCAUAGAUGGCGCUGAAAUGAAUUUCAAAGCAUCAUGGGCAAAGAGCGUCGAAGAAGAUCAGGAUUCAACCUGGGUUGAUACCUUGGCUGAUACAGUAGAUGUAGCUGACAAAAAAGAAGAGAAAAAGGGUUGGCUACCUCCGUUUAGUACUAGUACUAUGAAGCUCGAAGAUCACGGUUUGAACAACCCAAUCAAAUUCGACGAAGCUUGUGGACCAAAUGUUAAUUCAUUUGUGAUGCGCAACAUUGGCCGUUUGUACAUGGGUCCCGAUGAGACUUACGAUUCUACUAUGGCCAAAGAACGGAUUGGUUUGGUAGUCAAGGAUGGUGUGAUUAUCUGUGCUGGUAUUGAAUGUGACAGAGAGCAUGUUGAAUGGCCAAAAUCCAGCCCUGUCUUUGAGAUGGGUGGCGCUGUGAUUAUUCCGGGUAUUUUUUCUGCUGGCGAGUCUCUUGGCUUAAUAGAGAUUCAAGCUGAAUCAAGCACCCAAGAUGGUAUUGCCAAAAACGAUGUAUCCGAUCCGAAACUCGCCCAAACUGUAGUCAGAGCUGCUGAUGGUAUCAAGUUGAAUGGUCUCCAUCUUCAAAAGGCCUUCAAGGCUGGUGUCACAACUUCAAUCAGCCAACCUUUGGUUGAAUCUGCUGGCCUAGCAGGUGUAUCAGUGUCUUUCCGUACUGGUACAGAACGCACAGUAUUGGACACCAAUGAUACAAUUAUCAAUGAUGAGACUGCUCUUCAUUUCGUUGUUGGAACUUCUGGAUCUACUACUGUUUCACAGCAGAUUGCUGCUAUUCGUGACCUCUUAACCACUAAUGUGAACAAAGAUGCGUCCACCAACGUGUUUGCUCGUGCUGCCCAAGGAAAGCUACCUGUUGUUAUUCAAACAAAUGACAAGGAUGAAAUUGCAUCUAUUGUUCAAAUGAAGAAACAGCUUUAUGAUCAGUCCAAGCAGCAGUUUAGUGUCAAGUUUAUUAUCCUGGGUGGCGCUGAGGCACACCUUGUUGCCGAUCAUCUCAAACGUCUCGAUAUCCCUGUCAUUCUAUCUCCCGCUCGCUGUUUCCCCGGUGAUUGGUCCUCACGCCUGUGCCUUUCUGGCCCUCCUCUUACUCCCUUCACAGGUCUUGAUAUCCUCAUCGAUCGCCAGGUGCGUGUAGGUUUGGCCUCUACUGAUGUUAAUAAUGGAGAUGCUCGCAAUUUGAUCUGGGAAGCUGGCUGGAAUCUUGCACACAACGGAAAGCUUGAUGAAUCACAGGCUGUUGGACUAGUAACCUGGAACAUCGCUGAUAUAUUUGGACUUGGUUCUAAGGAUAUUGGAACCAUCCAAGUUGGUCACAAGGCUGAUUUUGUGGCAUACAACAGCAACCCAUUCGAGUUUGGAUCGCGAGUUUUGAUGGUCUAUGGUGGUGGACAUUCUGGUCCUGAAUGCUUUCCAAAGCAGAUUUAAUAAUUAAUCGAAAAUGUAAAACAAAACAAAACAAAACAAAACAAAACAAAACAAAACAACAACAACAAAAAGUAUAUGGAGCUUGUCUUUAUGAAACAAAAGUUCAAAGAAAAGUGCAUAGCAUAAGGCAGCAUAAAAUAAUUUUAUUUCUCUCUCUCUCUCUGUUGUUUUAUAUUGUGGGAAAGUAAUGUUAAUAACUAUUACUUCUUUGUAAGAUUUUAUCUCCCUCUUCAAGUUCGAUAGAUCUAUCAAGAUGAUGUAAGCCAUAAAUGGGUGGUGGCUCAACAAGUUGAGCAGAUUGUGGAUCAAAAGUAGUUUGAUUUUGGACAAAUGGGUUUGGAAGAGGUGCAGGAGGAUGACUCAAGUUUGCAGAGCUAGAAACUGAGCUGGGAGCUGAAGAGCUAGAAGGAGAACCAUGGUUUGAUGUAUAAUUCCCUGAUGUUGGAAUAUUUGGAGAAAGAUGAUUUAAAUGAUUUGAAUGAUUGUAUUGACUGUGCUGAUUGUAUUGGUUGUAUUGGUUGUAUUGGUUAUGUUGAUUAUUUGCAGUAUUACUCUGAUAAGGGUUCAUAAUUGGUGAUGAAUUCAAAGUUGGAUUGAUUUGGUUUUGUAAGCUUAUAAGAGUAUCACUAAUAGAUCGUUGAGCAUUGUCCCGAAGCGUCGAGAUUGGUUGUGAAGGAAUACUUGAGCGUACUCUGUAAGAAUGUGCUAGUCAAGCAUCGAUAACACUGACACUAAAGAGGGAGAAAAUCCCCGAGCUUUGAUUGGGGUUUCAUUUCUUAAAUUUACCUUUCUAACUUGGUUUGCAAAAUAUUUAGUGAAUUGUUGCUCUCUAUAUUGUACUUGUUCACCAUUUUUGAGUAUAGAGCUGAGGCUGAUUCCAACGCGGCUUGCUUCCCUUCCAUAGCUAUUGCCCUAAUUGGCUUAAAUUCCUGUGAUCGGCUUGAUCCACAGCUUCGAGAUCUUUCAUCAUGACCAAAGCGAUCUCUUCGAUUGAAUCUUCGCUCUCGACUUUCCUGCGCCAGCUGGUCUCGCCACACAGCAAGGUCUUGUCGUACAUUUAGACCUGGCGGGUUUAUUCUUGGAGUUAAAUUUUGGUGUUGAAAGUUGAUAUUUGGUGAUUGAAUGUUAAGAUUUGGUGGUUGAAUGUUAAGAUUUGGUGAACGAAUGUUGAUACUUGGUGGACGGAGGUUAAUAUUCGACGAGGGAAUAAAUGGAUUACGCUCUGGUAUAUUUAUAUGCUGUCUACUUGGUAAUGGGGGACUAUAAAAAGAGUUGUUUUCUGGAUGGGUUGUGUUCGACAUGUUCAAUAGAGCCUCGACAGCUGCCUCCAUGUUACCCUUGACUGAGUCAAGGACACUGCUGAUAAUUGAAGCUUCGAAGCUAGGAAACGCUUCUUUAAGCGUUUCUAAUUUUGAUGUCAUAAAAGGAU
Molecule: messenger RNA, 4454 nt
Organism: Phycomyces blakesleeanus NRRL 1555(-)
Lineage: Eukaryota; Fungi; Mucoromycota; Mucoromycetes; Mucorales; Phycomycetaceae
Exons: 16
Molecular function (GO): hydrolase activity, acting on carbon-nitrogen (but not peptide) bonds
Source: RefSeq, a predicted model, not a curated record